Messenger RNA from Oxyura jamaicensis (ruddy duck), 1694 nucleotides. It is a transcript of the gene MLKL, whose product is annotated as mixed lineage kinase domain like pseudokinase. The coding region runs from base 137 to 1594 and encodes 485 amino acids. Gene Ontology annotation, molecular function: ATP binding; protein kinase activity. The record is from RefSeq and is a predicted model, not a curated record. The transcript has 11 exons. Lineage: Eukaryota; Metazoa; Chordata; Aves; Anseriformes; Anatidae. Gene Ontology annotation, biological process: protein phosphorylation; cell surface receptor signaling pathway.
GGGAGCGGCGAGGAGCCAGGCUGUUCCUUCUCAGCCGAGGCGUGGAAGAGCCGAGUUCAGCCGAUCUGUGAGCACUGCCGGGGAGCACCUCCACCAGACACCGCUGUCCCGCGUCCCCAGGCCCUCUGCUGCGAGCAUGGACAUCGUAGAGAGGGUCUUCUCCUUAGCCCAGGCCAUCUACGGCCAGUUUGAGCACGUGAAGUGCUGCAAGCACCAGUGCCAGCGCCUCGUGGAGCGCAUCCAGAUCCUGCUGGAGCCCGUGCGGAUCCUGCAGGCUCAGCCGCGGUGGCACAUCUCCCACCACGAAGAGCAAAUGCUGAAGAAGCUGCUGCAGGCGCUGGAGGAGGCGCAGAAGCUGGUGAUGAAGUACAGCCAGGCCAGCUGGAUCCAGAAGUUCCUGAGCGCCCGCAGCAGCGGCGAGGAGUUCGUCUGGGUGAACGAGAGCCUGGAGGACGUGGCCCAGGGGCUCUCGCUCCUGCUGCAAGCGGAGCAGAAGCAGGCUUUCCUGGCGGCCUUUCAGUCAAAGACCUGCCGCAGGCAGGAUGCCGAGGAUCUGAGGGAUGACAGGGCUUUCCUGGACCAGGUGAUUGCGAGUACUGAAGAGCCCAGAGACGGGGCCGGGGAUAUCUACAUGGACAGGCAGUGUGUGGAGGACAAGGUGGACCGGAUGCAAAGCGAGCUGAGCAAAAUCGUGCGCAUGAUGGACAGUUUGAAGAAGGUCAACGUUGGUAAAAGAGAAGAUAUCACCGAGAUCAAGAGGGACCAGCUCACCUUCUACAGGCACCUGCAGGACACCGAGCGCUACGACCUCUAUGAGGGAGAAUAUCUCAAGUACCCCGUGGCCAUCAAAACCUUCAAGAGGCCGCUGACCACCGACACGACGAAGGUGAGAGACAUCUUCGAGAAGGAGAUUCAGACCCUGAAGAAGUUCGAGUCUCCAAACAUCCUGCGCAUGUACGGGAUCUGCAUUGAGGAGAAAGACGGGAGCCCCUGCUUCUCCAUCGUGAUGGAGUACUGCAAGCACGGGACGCUGCGGGAGGUGCUGACCAAGCAGCGGCAUCUCUCCUGGGAGAUCCGCAUUCGGAUGGCCCUGGGAGCCGCCAGGGGCCUUUACAGGUUGCACCAGACGGAGAAGAACACCCGACUGCACGGCUGCAUCUGCAGCAACAAGUUCCUGGUGGCUGGAGAUUACUGUGUGAAGCUGUCGGGAUUUGAGCUGUGUGAAACAGAGUCCUCCAUCAAGAGGAAAGCCAACAAGAACUGGAACCAGGUGUCUAUGUUGGCUUAUGUUGCCCCUGAGAACCUGAAGGACAUCUACUACCCCUACAAGAGGUCCUGUGAAAUAUACAGCUUCGGGAUUGUGCUGUGGGAGAUUGCAACCUCCAAAAUCCCAUUUGAAGGCUGCUCUCUCCAGGAGAUCAGAGACAAAAUCUGCGACCACCAGUACCAGGACCCUGUCGGGGACGAUUGUCCCGAAGAGCUGAGGAAAAUCAUCGACGAGUGCCGAGCCUUUGACCCAUCCCUGCGCCCGUGUGCUGAGCGGAUCGUGGACUCGCUGGCGGCCCUGGAGAAGAGCAGGAGCCAGGGGAGAUGACUGCGGGGGACCCACGGAGCCCAGCGCCCUGCCCCGCGCGGCCGGCCGGUCCCCUCCCCGUGUCUGCGAGCGCCCGUGGCUCAACACGCGUUUAUUUGUG